Molecule: messenger RNA, 669 nt
Organism: Penicillium malachiteum
Lineage: Eukaryota; Fungi; Ascomycota; Eurotiomycetes; Eurotiales; Aspergillaceae
Exons: 2
Coding region: 1-669 (222 amino acids)
Source: RefSeq, a predicted model, not a curated record
AUGGCAGCACCAAACACUCGGAUGAUGACUUACUUGACUACAGGAUUCCGAAAAGAACGGCUCGAGCCAGAGCGGAGCCGCGAUCGCUCACGCAGCCUUGACAAACGAGAUACUAUUGGCUAUGAACGUGAGCCUCGUCCUCGCGAUGAACUUGAUGUGAUCAUUUCUAAGAUGCAAGCCCCGAAUAUGUCGGAUGACGAAAAGCUGAGCGACAGGCGCUCGCGCCAGCAUCGUCGGCGGCGUGACUCUGAACGAGAUGCCGGCUUUGAAUUUGACUCCCCUCCUGACGAUGAAUUGAUCAAAUCUAUUCACGGGGAGAUGCAACCUGCCUCUUAUGAAAAGGCAUCUUCCAGAAAGGAGGCUGCGGGCAAAAAGCUUCGAGAUGAUUCGAAGCCAGUCAGAGAAGAGGUCACACCGGCCAAAGAUAACCGGACUCAGGGCAUUCCGUCCGGGGCCAGGUGGACAAAAAUCCAUCGCCGACUGGUGAACCCGGCAGCAUUAGAAGCGGGUAAGGAGCGAUUCGAGGAGCGUUCCGACCACAUAAUAGUACUCAGGGUACUGUCUAUGAAGGAGAUUGAGAAUUACGCGAUAGCCACAGAGGAGAUCCGAGGUAAGCCGCAUCAUCUGCUUGAAUUCAGCGUUGAGAUUGAGGCAUUGCUGCAUUAUUGA